AUGAAUCUGGGCUGGAAGCCCAAGUACGGAAGGUUCGACGUUCUGCCGCUGGUGAUAUCUGUGGCCGGUGCCGACCCUGUGGUGUUUGACAUUCCUCCGGAUCUUGUGAUGGAGCCAAUAGCGGAGAAGCUAGGCCUGGACACCAUGAGCAACAGCUCCCUGUGGAAGGACCGCGCUCUGGUGGAGAUCAACGUGGCCGUGCUGCACAGCUUCCAGACUGCAGCAUGGCUGACUCACGUGUGGGAGAAAGACAGGGGAAUGGAAAAGAAGAAACAGAUCCCCUUCAAAAUUCUUAGCCACCAUCUAUGGAGUAAAACAUUAGCCCAGAGGGUCAUGUGCACCAUCCUGUUUGCCUCAGAGACGGGGAGAUCAGAGAGCUUUGCCGACAAUCUCUACGACAUGUGCAAGCCUUACUUUAACGCAAAGGUGGUGUGUAUGAAGGACUACAUGGUCAGUGACCUGUGUAACGAGUCCCUUCUCCUGGUGGUGACCAGUACAUUCGGCAACGGAGACCCACCGGUCAACGGACAGACAUUCGACAAGGGUCUCAAAGAAAUGAUCAAGAACAGCGCGACAUUGAUAGAAAACGGAUACUCCGUGUUUGCCCUGGGCUCCAAAGCCUACCCCCACUUCGCGGAGUUCGGCAAGACUGUGGACAAAUCUCUGUCUGACCUCGGGGCCACGAGAGUUCACAAGGUCGGAGAGGGAGAUGAGCUGCACGGACAGGAGCACAGUUUUGACACCUGGGCCGGCGCUGUGGUGGAGGCGGCGUGCAAGAGCUACAACAUUGUCCCAGACAAAGAGUCCAAGAACAAGAAGGAGACGUCGAGGAAGGCAGUCCAGGCGUGGACACCAGACACCUACAGGCUCCUACCUCAGCCACAGACACCAAACCCGGACCUUUGUACCGGUCAGUGA
Messenger RNA from Aplysia californica (California sea hare), 918 nucleotides. RefSeq names its product nitric oxide synthase, inducible-like. The record is from RefSeq and is a predicted model, not a curated record. The transcript has 8 exons. The coding region runs from base 1 to 918 and encodes 305 amino acids. Gene Ontology annotation, molecular function: nitric-oxide synthase activity; FMN binding. Gene Ontology annotation, biological process: nitric oxide biosynthetic process. NCBI's taxonomy places the organism in Eukaryota, Metazoa, Mollusca, Gastropoda, Aplysiida, Aplysiidae.